Messenger RNA from Vicia villosa (hairy vetch), 2813 nucleotides. RefSeq lists its product as uncharacterized. Gene Ontology annotation, biological process: positive regulation of SREBP signaling pathway. The record is from RefSeq and is a predicted model, not a curated record. Lineage: Eukaryota; Viridiplantae; Streptophyta; Magnoliopsida; Fabales; Fabaceae. The transcript has 3 exons. The coding region runs from base 311 to 691 and encodes 126 amino acids.
UCAAGUUGUUUUUUAGUUCUCAGUCUCUCUCCAAAAUCGCUUGGCUUUUCCAACCCAUAGCAAAUUUGACUUUCAAAAAUCUUCUGCUUUCAAUUUCACGACCUUUUGAGAAAUUGAAGGACAUCCAUCGUGUCUAGGUUUAUAUUUUUCAAUUUUUAGGGUUUCAAUUUUUUGGUUUCAAUGACUAUGAUAGUAGCGUGACUUCGUCGUCGACUGCUCGAUCAGAUCUUACGACCAUAGCAAUGUUGUAAGGCUGGUUUUGAAUCAAACAACACUGUUUCAAUUGGAAUCUAUCAAUGAUCGAUAAUCGAUGGAACUCACGGCACAUGGUUGUACGAUGGGACUCUCCGCCUCUAGGACCACCAUAAUAUUACUCUUCAUCUUCCUCUCCAACUUUUCAUUCACCAUCGCUACCAGAAAGGAUAUCGGCUUCAAAUUCACUCCUCUCUGCAAAAACAUCGUUCGAGACAGAUACCUUCUUUCCGAUAACAAUGGUUAUGUUUGCAAUGCUCUUUCUAUUGAUUCAAAGUCUCGAUGUUGUCCUCAAACCGGGAAGAAAUUCUCUGAAAGGAUUGUUCAUCGUGGCCGUUGGUUUUUUUAUAAUGAUGUGGAUUGUACGGUGUUUGUUUGGAUAUUGAAUUUAUAUGCCCACAAAAUACUGUCAUCAACAUUCUAUUCAAUUUUUGUUUAGAUGUCAUAGGAAUGGUUGUUGAGAUUAGAUACACACAUAUUCACAAUUCUAGCAAAAAGCAGCAGAUAAAUCUGGUCCUCAAGGAUUUGGGGUACGCACCGUUUCAAAUUGCAUCAUUUUUUCACUACUGUUUCUUAAAAUUGUUUCUUACAAACGGUCUUACAAAUGGUCCUCAAGGAUUUGGGGUACGCACUGUUUCAAUUUGCAUCAUUAUUAAUUAAUACCUGUUUUGCUUUUUGUAGAAACAACAUCCUGAAUUGUACUUUGUGGGAAAAUUAUGAUGUCCAAUUUCAUGAUUUCAGUAGUUCAAGAAAAGAUUUCAAAUCACCAACAGUAGUUGUUUUGCAGUUUGCUAAAAUCAAAGAGGAAGGUAUAUGCUUUUUACUUUUUCAAAGGUUUCUCAUUAGUUGACAUUUUUUAAUUCUCAAUCCCCAUUAAUAUAUGGCCACUGCAUGUUUUGGGUUGACAGUAUCCAAGCAACGAUACCGUUUUUUUCGUCAACGACACUUUUUUGGUAUGACUUAGGUUUCAUAGCCUAUUUAUUAAUUUUCCCUUUUAAGUUUUUGCAUAGGGAUGAGGAUGUUGAUGUUUAAACUGUGUUAUGCUUGCUACAUGUGUUUUGGAAUCAUUUUGUCAAUGGCCUUCUUGGAUGUAGGUGAUAUAUUUCAAUUAGCAACCAAGUAUUCACUCUUUGAUGUAACUCAAAGUUAUAUGUUUCGUUUAAUCCAAGUAGCAAUUCUGUUAUGAUAUUCUGUUGUAAAUAGCACAUGUUCAAAUCAUUUUAUCCCUAUAAUUAUGGAAUUUGGUUGCACAAUCUUUAUUAUUAACCUCUGUCAUGUGUGUUUUAAGCCAAACUUCAAUUCGAUUUUAUACAGGUAAGUUGAAGAGAUAGAAAACUUGCUCCGAUGACGGUAAAGUUGUAACAAAAGGAAUGUGUUGGUAAUAGUUGAAGCAGGAUGGUAAAAUACACAUCUGCGAUAUCAUACUUGGAAGUGUAAUUAUGCUGCCACUUGAUCUGACGAUCAGAAAGAUGCACUUGCAAAAUCACGUAAAAUGAAACAGUCCAAAUUUUGUUCAUGUUGUUAAAGAAGUUGAUUUGUAUAAGUUUGAUCCAUGGCAGCCUUGGAGCAAAGUCUUGCAGAGCUGGGGAUAUAUGAGAUCAGGAGAAAAUAAAUAUGCACAUACAUUCUUCUAAAUUUACAUUCAUUUAUGAUAAUUAUAUGUUUCAUAUUUGUAGAGACACCCGUGCUGCAGUCUUGGAGCAAAGUCUAAGAAAGUUAGGUGUUGAGAGGUUGAGUAACGAGGAUGUUCAAAAAAUGCAAUGAGAGGUUUUGGAGGCAAAGAUUGGAAACUGGAUUCAUCUCAUGAGGAUUUCUGUAAAUCUGUUAUCAAAGAUAGAGGGACUUGGCAGUGCUUUCUGUUACUAGAUUUAAAAUCUCUUAUCAAAGAUAGAGGGGCUGUGUAGUGCUUUCCCUUACCCGAUUUAUAUAUCGUUAUGUCUUUCCCUUACCCGAAUAGGAAUCAGACAGAGGAGCAGCUUAUGUUGUAGUUGAGAUUCCUAGCAAUUAGACAGAGUACAAUACAAACCAGAAGCAGAAGAAACUCGAGUCUCUCACUGGAUCUGAGAUUGGAAAAGCUGAAGUAAAACAUGGCCAAGGGCACUGUAAACUUUGUGAUACUAAAAUUUCUUGUAGAACUGCAGUAGGAGGUCUAUGGUAUACAGACCUGCAAUGCUCUCUAUGGUGGCCAUAGCAGCAGUUUGGACAAGUUAAGGUUUCAUUGAUUCAGCUAAUAAAACCUGAUAGGUCAAGUAUGGAUGUGUUCAUAAACUAAAUGACAGAGAUUUAGGACUGGUUCUUUUCUUUUGUAUUGGGUAAUUUAAGUAUAAUAUUUGAAUGGAAUAUUCAUUAGUAUUCAUUGAAAAGUGGUUAUUAGUGCUUGAAAGAAAUAUCUCAUGCUUAUCAAAAAAAAAAAAAGAAACGAAUAUGCAAGUCAUAAAUAAUGUAGCCUUUAACAAUCUCUGUGUCCUAAGUGUAUGGUUUUCUAGCUCUAGAUUGAAAUUAAGUUCUAUGAGCAGUGAGUGUUGAAGCAUGGUGAUGAGGAACACAGCAGCAGCAAAACU